This is a messenger RNA of Sparassis crispa, 1665 nucleotides long. RefSeq lists its product with no specific name. Gene Ontology annotation, molecular function: protein binding. The transcript is spliced from 3 exons. The coding region runs from base 1 to 1665 and encodes 554 amino acids. NCBI's taxonomy places the organism in Eukaryota, Fungi, Basidiomycota, Agaricomycetes, Polyporales, Sparassidaceae. The record is from RefSeq and is a predicted model, not a curated record.
AUGGUUGAGCAAGUAUCGGCCUUCAAACUCCCACAGUCUGGUGAAGUCGCUUCAGACAACUUGUCUUCGGAGCAGACUUGUGGAUACUUCGCCGGCGAGAAAGAUGAAACCACGCAAAAUCUGAACGCAUUGCACAACUCGUUUGCCGCUGUCAACCAUCUUCCGAAUGAGCUGCUGGUGGAGAUUUUCUCCUAUGUCAACUGCGAUGACUCCAUGCAGUCGCACCACAUGCUUUUGAAUCUCACCAUGGUCUGUCACUACUGGCGCGAAGUCUCCAUCAUGGCGCCGAAGUUGUGGACUAAUAUCGAGAUCCCGAGCAAUCUUGAUUUACUGCGUCUACAGCUACAGCGUUCUUGCGAUGCGCCUGUGAAACUAUCCUACAAAGGAAUUGGGGGCAGACAUUUCGUGGACGACAACAGUGUGUGCCGACUUAUGGACAUGAUAUCUCCACAUGCGAGCCACAUCUAUUCAUUGCACCUCUCAGACUUCUUUGCCUGGUAUUCCGCUCCGUCAAGCUCCCCGGUGGAGAUGGUGCUUGCUGCGUUGGAUUUUCCCAUGCCGGAGUUAGAGGCCCUCAGUUUUGUCUUCGUCUCUACUCAAUCCGCGCCCGUUCCCUUCGAGCCCGCAAGUGACCAGUUUCCUCGCCUCCGAUCUCUAUCUCUUUCAGGAGUCUACAUUUUGUGGACGUCCGCGUUGCUUCAAAAUCUAGUUUUCUUGGCUAUUCAACUCCGCGAUGACAGUUUUGACCCGCAAGGACGACUGUACGACUCAGCUUCAAUGGAUACAGUCCUUAACGCACUGGAGGCUUGUCUUUCUUUGGAGGACUUGAAACUAAUCUGGUGCGGACCAAAGGUACCAGAUACAUCGAAUCCCGCUCGCUUUGUGUCUCUCCCGAGGCUCCAGAGGCUAUCUCUCGAAGAUAACGCUGACACGCUUUCCGCGCUGCUCAGCCAUCUUAUUAUACCUCCCCAGGCUACCAUCACCGCUGUUAUUGAUGGCCCGUUACCCAUGGGGUGGAGAGGAUCCCGGAUUGGAUCUAUCUCUCCCCAGGACGAUCCUCUCCGUGAUCCCACAAGACACAUCCCAUCUAACCAACUUGUCGGAGCGUAUGACAGCCCUGAUUGCUCUGAAUCGUCCGUACGCCUCGAGAUGCGAUGCAACUUCAUCUUCCCGGAUUGGAUGCCGGAGGAGUUGAAUCGAUUAAGUCUGCUCCCUAUAGCCACCCGCGAAUUCACGGAGCUGUUUGCGUCCAUCGGAGCUCCUGUGAGCACCCUGCGCGUCUUUGGCUUCCUGGGCUUCAUGCGCGAGAGGGACUGGGUAGACGCAUUGGCCUGCUUUCCGCACUUGAAGCAUUUGGGCGUUGGCUACGCGGGCAAUGUGUGUGCGCUGUUCCAUGCCCUGGACAUACGAAUGCCCCCUCGGCCACCGCGUGUCGUCUGCCCGCAUCUACAGGUGCUGGAUUUGGACCUUGUGAAUACUUCAGCUUCGUUCGGGCAGCACUCUGCUGGGGCUCUGCUAGCGUGUCUGCGCUCGCGUGCGAGGGUAGGGGCUCGGUUGAAGCGGUUACGGCUUAAGGGCUUCGACGCAAUUUUGUACCACAGGAUCAGGAAGAUGAUGAAGCACUUGGUGGACAAAUUCAGCUUUGUCGCUGAUCCAGGCUGUUGA